AAAAAGAGAAGGUAAGCGUGAGUGAGACAACUAUACAAAUAGUUGGCUUCUUUUUAAGUACAGAGAUGUCAACAUUUCAUUGAAGAGGAACCGUAAAUUUUUCUUUACUUAUUCUCUGCACAAAAAACUGAAGCUAAACUAAAAUCAAGUUUUGCAAACACAGAAAUUGUUAUAAAAUUUAUAAAAAUACAAUUAUGUUUCUUCUUUGUGUUUUGGGGAAUUGUGAAUAUUCCAGUCGCAGUAAAGAAGUCAAAGCUAAAAUCAACGAUAAUAAUAUAACAUUUCACAGAUUUCCUGUUGACGAAGAACGCAAAAAGAUUUGGUUGGAUCGUUUGAAUUUGCAACCUAGUGCAUUAAAGGCACGUUCUGUUUUGGUGUGUAGCGAACAUUUCAGACCAGAAGAUAUUUAUAAAAAAUGUGUGGCUUCUAAAUGGAAAGUCUUUUUGAAUCCCGAUGCCAUUCCACUGAAAUGGGCUGAUGAUCCUAGGAAUAUCCCUAGAAAUGAUCUUAAGAAUGACCCUAAUAAUGACCUCGAGCAGAGCAAUUUCCUUAAUGAAACUGACAUCAAAGUUGAGCCUGAACAAAUAAGUUACACAAAUGCUUCUGAAAUUUUUAUUGUUCCAAAAAAUGAGCCCGCAGCUACAGCCACUGUAAAAUUAGUAGAAGCUCAAUCUGUUCCUAAUGAAGUUAAUAUGAGAAAUACUCAUGGAAUUUUGCAAAAUGAGCCAAUACGUAGAGAAACUGAUAAAUCUGCUAAUAAGUUCGCUGUUGUCGAAAAUGAUAUUGUUCCUGGAACAUCAGAAAUUCUUUGGGAAUUAAGAAGUAGAAAUGAGAAAAUUAUGAAAUUGCAAAAUAAAAUUCUGAAGAUGAGGAGGGAAUACGGAAGUUUGCAAAAAAAAAUUAAAAGAAGGGACCGGAAGAUCAAUCUUUUGAAAGAGAAGUUGAACAAACUCGAGAAAGAUAAAUCAAUCAAAAAAUCCGCAAGACAACCAUCGAGUCCAGAAUCUACAUCUACGGAAUCGGCAGAGGAAAUGAACGAAUUAGAAGAGUUUGAAUUUGAACAGUGUCCGGGUCCACAUUCAGGAGCUGAUUCUGACUAAAGGUAAAAAAAGGAACACUGACUGAAUUCACAAAACGCUGUUUGAAAAAGCUUUGAGGAGAAAUUGGUCUCAUUGAUUUUUCUUCUAAUAAAAUGUUAAUGAAUAAUUUA
Phlebotomus papatasi is the source of this 1210-nucleotide messenger RNA. RefSeq lists its product as uncharacterized. The record is from RefSeq and is a predicted model, not a curated record. The transcript has 4 exons. Lineage: Eukaryota; Metazoa; Arthropoda; Insecta; Diptera; Psychodidae. Gene Ontology annotation, molecular function: sequence-specific DNA binding. Bases 195 to 1100 code for a protein of 301 amino acids.